This is a messenger RNA of Serendipita indica DSM 11827, 3051 nucleotides long. The record is from the annotation of a GenBank genome assembly. NCBI's taxonomy places the organism in Eukaryota, Fungi, Basidiomycota, Agaricomycetes, Sebacinales, Serendipitaceae.
AUGGGUCUACUCUCGGCUGGUCUUACUGCACUAUUCGCCCGGGAUUCAUCAUAUCUACCGUCUUUCCCCAACAUCUCGUCGGUAGCGCACCUCCCAGACCCACGCGCCUUUGUCUCUGGCAGGACCGUGUUUUUCGGUCUCGUCUGCCUGAUAGUGAUUCUCAUACUAGCUUAUCUCACCAAUCCGUCCGAAGCGUCCUUUCGCACUUUCCUCACUGAACAGGUCUUCCGGCGGCAUUUGCACAAGCUUCACGCAGAAGACACUGAAGGGGGCGCUGAUCUUGAGUCAUUAGAACGCACGUCGUUGACAAACGGCAUUCGGCAUCCAAAGGGAAAGCGCUAUUCGCUUUCAUACAAGUCCGCUUCCGGCGCACUCUUCGGACGUGGAUCCUCCAGAGUAGUGUCGAAACCGCCUCGAGUACACUUCACGAGUCGUCUCGCUGUCUCUCUUCAAACACCUGCGCACAUUUUCAGGACCUAUGGUGUGUGCACGAUCGCGGUGACCCAGCAGGUCGAUACUGCUUUACCAUUUGGUUGCAUUCUCGCCACCUGCGAACAUGCGACGUGUAGUGCCCAUCCUUCGGGUGCUGGGCAAGCCACGACCGUUCAAGAGGCAAAGAUUCGCGGGACGUGGUACAUUGGAGCAUUCGGAAGAUGGUGGGUCGGUGGAGAUUUGGAAUUCCUGCGCGAAGAUCUCAUGGCUAUUGCCAACACGGGUAACGUCGCACCUGGCCAGGGGACGCAAGGAGAUCUUAAAAGUGGGCACUACAAUGUCAAAGUUCUCGAUUCCCACGACGCAUUUGAAGGCCUGCCUAUCACACGGCCCUCCCCAACUAUCGACACUACAUCUCAAGCUGAAUGCUCUACAACCGCCGUAAAAACACGCUCUAGAGCAUCCACUCGGUCUGUCAAACAAACGGUCACACCCAUCUCGUCUCGAAGCUCGACCCCUCCUCCAGCAGGAUCUCGAACGAUCAACAUUGCGGCCCCGCAAACAGGUCGUUCGACCACGCGUAAAUCACGGUCAAACUCUAGCGUAGAUCCUUUACUAUCCACUGACGGUUCGCAUCCUCCGGAAGUGACAAAGAUCAUUCAAGAAAUCGCAAAGUCUCAGGCUGCAGUCCAAGAGCUUCGCGAUCAACUGAAUGCAUUUCAGUCACAGACUUUUGCCUCUCAGUCUUCGCUGCGUAUAGCCCUUGAGGAGCAGCGAAAUCGGAAGAAGCAGGAGGAUGCCGCAAGGUUGGACGUCAAGGCGCGCACAAAGACACUGGAGGAAAACAAACGAAACGCUGACGCUGGCAAGCGCGAUGCCGAUAAGAAACUCAAGGCGGCUCAAACCGCACGCGAUUUCGCCAUCAAUCGUAUACAGCGCUUAUCGAGCGAAAUCACUGCGAUGCACCAAAGGAUGGAGAGCGGAAACGAGAAGCGACAGAAGAGUCAACAGGAGGUCGCACUCAUGGAAGCGCAGUCCAUGGCGGACAUGGAUGCGAAGCGUAAUGAGAGCAAGGCUCUCGAAGACGUAAUUGGAGAGCUUGGCAAUCAGGCCAAAGAUUUGGAAGAGACGUUGACCAAAGAGCGCGAGCGGCUCGCCGGGCUCAAGGCAGAGGUGGAGAAGAAGAGACAACAAUACCAGAAACAGCAAGAGGCGGCUCUUGUCCUUGCGCUUCAAAUGCAGCAAACAGCCACUGCUGGUGGCGGUUUUCCAAGCAUGGAGGACAUUGGGCUGGGCACCCUCGACUCUCAGUCACCGUGGAAUGUGUUCAAUCCUGUCCAGAAUUAUACCCAAGGUCUUCCCCAAAGCCAUCUUCCCAACUUUAUUCCUUUGGAGGCACUCACUUCUUUUGUUCAACCUCCACGACGACUCUCUGGAGAGCUCGUCCCAAUGUUACAAGAGAGCCCGGCAGUUCCUACUGCUGUGCCCUCUAGUCGCUAUCGAUCGCUGUCGUUGGGCGAGCUCUCCAAUAUGCCGCCUCCACCCCCCAUUUUCCCAGGCGUUGUUGAACCUCGUCCAUCUCUCAACCCUGGAGACGAUGGAUUUUCGCCAUUCGACGUGGACGACCGGGAGCGAGUGACACCUCUCCCAACGAGCGCUUCAUUCUCUUCACUUAACUCAGUGGCCGCUGGUCUUCUUCCAACCAAUCUUGUCAAUUCGAUGGAGACGGAGAGUCCGAUCAGCCUACUACCUCCCGCGGGUGUAUCCGAACCGCGUAGUACGUCUGAGUCACGAUGGAAGUCAUCAAUGUGGCCGUUCAGAUCGGAUAGCCUUUCUAAGAGCACACCAGCCUCAGGCUCAGCCCCAACGUCGAAACGCAGAUUUGACCCCUUCGACUUGUAUCACAUCCGAUCCAAGACUACGCCCGAGGAUGGAGAGGAGCCCUCCCAACCGCCGGAAAGCAACAAGCCUCAGGGGUCUGUUGCCAAAAAGUGGUUCUCCAAGUCUGCAUCUGCGACGAUGACGGAAAAUCUGGAUAUGCCUUCCCAGGCGGUCAGCGCACCUGAGAGCGCCGCAUUGGCGUCAAAGUCGCGCCUGAACCCGGAUGCAAAGGUUUUCAGUCUUCCAAAAGGCCGGUCCUUACUUAGCAGCGCGUUGUGGACGCACGACGGGAUGGCACCUCUUCCACCGAUCAAUGUCCGUCCGGGCACUUUUAGUAUUCAACCACCGGCCGAAUUUGUUUCUUCCUUUUCUUCCACCGCAUCGCUGCCUCUGCCUACUCCAAGCUCCAAUGGGUCAGGGAUUGUGAGCACCGCACCAUCGUCAAAGCCACGGUUCCGAGGGCUCUUUUCUUCACCAUUUGCCCCCUCUCCUGCCGAGCGGGAGGCUUUACAAAGAGCACUGGAGAAGAAUCUCAGUCAUGACCGAAUUUCAGUCACCUCUGACGGAUCUGGAGAUGGAAGAAUGCCUCCGAGUCCCUUUGGGAUCACGGCGCCGACUGGGUCUUUGUUUGACGUGGACGAGGAAGAUACCGAUUCGGGAUGGGGCAAGGUUCUCAAGUCGGUGGCAAACAGGAAGAGCUCGGGUGGAGAAGGGAUUGCGCGCCAGACGACGCGCUAG